GAAUUUUACAGUUUUUGCUCAACAUCGAUCACAAAACUUUAUCUUCCCACAAUUUCGCUCUUCCACACCAUAUAAUUAUCAUCCGCUAUAACACACACUAUCAUUUUUUUGUCUGCGCGUAAAGGCCAAAAUAUGAGUUAGUGUUUGAAUAUAAAACAUGAAUAUAUAAGAGCUGAAUUGAACGCCAUAAAGCUCAGUGUCUCGAUGUGAGUCAAUCAGCGUGUUUCCUCAGCGCUUCUGUCCAGAAUGAUUGGGUUAAUUCUGUCGAUUGUCGCGACUAUUGUUGUCGGUGGAUACGUAUUCAUCACAUGGAAUCACAAUCACUGGAAGAAGAGGAAUUUCCCAGGACCGGAGCCGCGCUUCUUCCUGGGAAACAUUCCCAGUAUGGUGACCCAGAAGCGUAACAUGACUUACGAUGUCGACGAUUUGUAUCGGGAGUUCAAGGACCGUCACGGCAUUAUAGGAUUCUUCAGCAUGAGAUCGCCCAGUCUCAUGAUAUUGCAGCCGGAUGUGGCGAAAGAUGUGCUCGUGAAGAACUUCAAGCACUUCUCCACAAAUCAAUUCACGGACAUGAUGGACAAGGAAACUGAUCCCAUUUUCGCCAGAAAUCCCUUCAUGUUGCGCGGCGAUGAGUGGAAGGAGAAACGAGCUGAAAUCACACCGGCCUUCACGUCAACAAGAAUAAAAACCAUGUACCCGAUAAUUGACGACGUGUGCGCGAUUAUGAUCAAGUAUCUGGAGAGAGAAUGUGAAAAGGCGCCAGUGGAUGGAAUUGACGCUAAGGAAUUGGCCGCAAUGUACACAACUGACGUGGUUUCCAAUUGCAUCUUUGGCCUCGAUGCUGGAUCUUUUACUGGCGGCGAUGCCACAAUUAGGAAGAUGGGAAAGAAACUCAUGGAACCAAAUUGGCAAAUUAUGCUCUACUUUAUGGCAGUUCAAAUGCUCCCAUUCCUGAUGAAAAUCUACAAAAUGGCCUUCGUGCCAAAGUACAUUGAGAAGUUCUUUGUACAAAUCAUGAAAAAUGCCAUCGCCUUCAGAGAGAAGUCUAACGUCGAUCGUUUCGACUAUCUUCACUACCUUCUCGAGCUGAAGGAGAAGAAGAACCUCAAUGAACUCGAUAUGGUUGCUCAUGCCGUGACAUUCUUCCUGGAUGGUUUUGAGACGUCCAGCAUUGCCAUGGCUUUCACACUCUACGAAUUGGCAGGACACAAGAAUGCGCAGAAUAAGCUCAGGAAGGAGAUUCAAGACACUAUCGCCAGUCAUGGAAAGCUCACCUUUGAUAUCGUCUCAGAAAUGCCUUAUCUCGAUCAAGUCCUGAACGAAUCCCUUCGCCUUUACCCACCGGCAACGACUUCUGCCAAAGUCUGCACAGAGAGAAUUCAAUUUAAGGUCAAGGAGGGCGAAUACCGAACAAUUGAGAAGGACGACAACAUCGCUAUUCCAAUCUACUGCUUCCAUCGUGAUCCGGAGUUCUAUGAGAAUCCCAAUGAAUUCAUUCCGGAGAGAUUCGAUCAGGAAAACGGUGGAGUGAAAGCUUUCCGUGAAAAGGGAGUUUUCUUGCCUUUUAGCGAUGGACCAAGGAUUUGUCUUGGACAGAGAUUCGCCCAGACUCAACUGAAGGCAGCAAUUGUGUCUCUAAUCCGAGACUUUGAAAUCGACGUCAAUCCUAAAACCAAGGAACCAAUCGUGCUGGAUCCGAAGCAAUUCCUGGCUUAUGCUGAGGGCGGAUUGUGGCUCAAUUUCAAGAAGCUUUAAAUAAUAUUCGUCGUGCAGAAAGCUGCCAUUUUCUUCGCAAUUCCUUUAGAAAGUAAAAUCAUAAUCAUAACAUUGCGAAAUAGACCGUCUUUAAUGCUUCAUGAUCUCACCUACAUACAUAUCAGGAAAUGUGGAAUAAAAAAAGCACAGUUUGUAAAUAAAAACAACCUUGAACUCGCCAAAAUUCUCCCAAUUCUAACACACAAGUGAAGAUGUAUUAAAAUAGCAAAGAGAA
Molecule: messenger RNA, 1990 nt
Organism: Phlebotomus argentipes
Lineage: Eukaryota; Metazoa; Arthropoda; Insecta; Diptera; Psychodidae
Product: probable cytochrome P450 28a5
Exons: 3
Coding region: 247-1755 (502 amino acids)
Molecular function (GO): monooxygenase activity; iron ion binding; oxidoreductase activity, acting on paired donors, with incorporation or reduction of molecular oxygen
Source: RefSeq, a predicted model, not a curated record